CAUUGAUAUUUGACAUUCUAGAAAAGUAUUAAAAUAUGGCUAAAAAAAAUUUGGAUAAAUCAGGGAAAGUUCCUGCUCCAGCAAUUUCAACAACAUCUGCACAGCAAGCACCAACUACACAACCCCUAUCAAUUCAGGAGCCAAAGAUCUAUAAUAAAAUACUUUCCAGUGAUGAAAAAAAAGCAUUGUUUGAGAAGUAUCAACCAAACGGAAAUUUUGAAAAAGAUUUCACAGAGCUAUGUUUCUUGCUCGAUCUUCCAUCAGUUUGUAGUACUCUUGACUCCACCCAUUUUUCAUCUAAAUCUGUUGCAAUUGCUGACAUAAGCAAAAAUAGAGAAGACAAGAAGUUAAUUCUACCUCAAGAUGUUAAUUCAAGUGGCAUUAUAUCUGAUAAAAAUAAAAAGUUAAAAGUUGAUAUUACUGUUGAGGAUGAUGGUGGCAAAAAAGUAGUCAAAGAACUGCAUGUGAGGGGAUGGAAGUUAGAUAAAAAAUUUGUUACUAUUUUAACUGCAACUAUACCUGAUUUGGAGAAAAUUAACUUGAUUGAUUUUUGGAACACAGGACUAGAUGACCACACAUUAAAUGAUUUGGCAAUUUGUCUUAAUACAUUGACUUCACUUCGAACCCUUCGGUUAGAUGGUAACAACAACAUAAGUAAUCAAAGAUUCGAUAUGUUCAUAACCGAGAAAUCAGUUUUACAAAACUUAUCAUUGAGAUGUUGCAAUCUGGACGACUCAGCAGCAAAGCUCAUUUCUGAUGCACUUUUAAUUAACAAAUCACUGCUUACAUUAAAUCUUUGUUUUAAUAAGAUAACUGAUAUUGGUGGCUCUUAUAUUGCAAAAGCGUUGCGCAUGAAUAGAAGUUUACUAUCUUUAAAUCUUGCAAGUAAUAAUAUAUCUGAUGAUGGUGCUCUUAGUUUUUCUCAGUCAUUAUCGACAUUUCCAUUGACUCAUGAGCAAGUUGUUGCAAGGCGCAUGUUACUUUCAUCUUUUAGUAAUGACGAUUUAGCAGUUAGUCCUUCAAGUUCAAUUUCAACAGAGCAUGAUCAAUCAUCGAGAAGUUUCAGCAAACAAGAAGAUAAAAAAAAAAUUAAAAAAAAAACUCCAGUAAAAGAUUCCAUUAAAAGAGGUUCAUCAAGUAUAGAUGCUUCAAAAAAUCCAAAAACUAGUAAAAAUAAAAGUGCAAAGACAGACCACCUUGUCAAAACACCUCAGCCAGAUGUAGAAGAUCUAUAUGAAUUUAAGAAUCCACUAUUAGAGAAAGUAAAUAGUAUUAACAAAGAGCUUUGGAUUCCAGGGAAUCGUUCUCUAAUAAUAUUAAAUCUUUCAAGAAAUAAAAUAACAAAUAUUGGUUUGGUUUCUUUACUUGAAGCUAUUAAGUAUCAAGCUGCUAUUGCACAAGAAAUGAAUAAAAAUGUAGCCCUCGGUUUGAUGAGACUUUCUUUACAAGGAAACUCUUUUGAUAACAAUCAUCCUGACUAUUUGCAAUUGCAGCAGUUAAUGAAGACUCGUGAUCCUUUUUAUGUUCAAUCUAAUAGAGAUACUAAAUCAUGAAGUCAUUAAAAUAACAUAAAACCACAAAGUUAAAACAACAUUGAAAUGUUUUUAUAAUCAAAAUCUUUAUUUUAAAAUUGAUAUCAUCUUUAUUUGU
Hydra vulgaris (swiftwater hydra) is the source of this 1650-nucleotide messenger RNA. RefSeq names its product leucine-rich repeat-containing protein 71. Gene Ontology annotation, molecular function: protein binding. The record is from RefSeq and is a predicted model, not a curated record. Lineage: Eukaryota; Metazoa; Cnidaria; Hydrozoa; Anthoathecata; Hydridae.